Messenger RNA from Gadus morhua (Atlantic cod), 4822 nucleotides. RefSeq names its product transmembrane protein 132C-like. Lineage: Eukaryota; Metazoa; Chordata; Actinopteri; Gadiformes; Gadidae. The coding region runs from base 323 to 4099 and encodes 1258 amino acids. The record is from RefSeq and is a predicted model, not a curated record. The transcript has 10 exons.
GAGCUCGACUCCUGCUGCCGCUCACUCUUCAAGUAGAGCCGAGACUGCCAGCGGGGGGGGGGAAGUCAGUAAAUCGGGUCAACUUCAAUCCCACAAAGUUUGUCAUUGAUUGAAAGUGUCAUUGAUGAAAUAACUUACAGAAGCGUUAUGAUGAGAGAGAAGCCCGCGGAUCUGCAUGCAAGAGAGUUACUAGAGUUGGUUGGGAUACCGUGUUUCGUUUGGUGUUUGGUUUGCAGCGUUUUCUUUCAAGAGCAACACUUGGACUAACUUCUGUGCGUUUUUGGCGAACUACCGUGGAUGACCAACGUGAUCGUUCAGCAAAAUGAGGCUCAGCGUUCCUGCAUAUCCAAUGUUUCAUGUGUUUGCUGUCGCUGUUCUUAUGGCCGUCUUACCAGCUGCUGACAACCAGAAGAUGGACGACGACGUUCCGACUUCAGCUCUGCCUUCCCAACUCUACCCUUCGGUGGGCUUCCAGGUUCUCAACCUCGACCACCUGCUCCUGAGCCAGACCCUGGAGCCAGCCUCCAACGCCAGCCUGAAGGUGAAGAAGCAGAGCUUCCUGUUCACCGGGGGGGCAGGGGCUGGGGCUGGGCUGGGGCCCGGGGCGGGGCUCCUACAGCCGGCCGUGAACGCCUCCUACGGCCCGCUGUCCGUGGACGCUCCCGUCCCCCCGGAGCUCCUCCUGGGGGACCGCAGGAUCCAGGCGGUCCUCCUCUCCCAGCACAUCCGCUCCUCGGCUCCCGUCGUGAGGAUCCUCUUCCACCUGCCCUCUGGAGUUGCCACGACGACGGCGGCGCCCGGCGCGGAUGGCGGCGGCGGGGGCGGCGGCGGCUGGGGCGGGGGCGGCGGCGGCUGGGGCUGGGGCGGCGGGGGCGGGGCGGAGGCCCGGGCCGACAGGGAGGCAUACUGUGUCACAGCGUACGCCUACUGGGAGACGAGGGAGGUCCGGGGGGCCUGCCUGGUGCACGCCGGCGGGUACUGUCUGGCCCAGCUGAAGCCAGAGCCCGCCUGGUUCGGUUCAACCAGUCGGUCAGCGAGCUCCAGCAAGGAGCAAGGAGGAGGAAGAGGAGGAGGAGGAAGAGGAGGAGCUGGAGACGCGGCGAGGGGAGGGUCCCAGGGGAACCCCGCGGAGGUGUACUUCAAAAGCCGCGUGGACCGGGGCGGUCAGUGUGCGCCCCAGGACAGCCUUCGUCGCAUGGGAGCGGCACAAGGACCCGUUCCCGGCGGCUCGGGAACACCCAUGAGUAGAAUCGGAAGUGUCAAUCUGCUCAGGACUCCGCCUGGGAAUCCCACGUUCCUUCGGCUGAGGCUGGGGGGCUCCCUGGUGGUCCAGACCUCCUCCAAGCCCCUGAAAAUGUCAGACGUGGCGACUUUCUACGUCUUCCUGUCCAGUGCGUCCCACCUGGAGAGUUUCACACUCAGGGCUACAGCUAAGGGGAGCCUGUCCUUCAGCUCGGUGCGUGCCAGCGACUCCUCUCUCUGGAGUGUAGUGGCGAGCCCCCCCGUGGAGCCCGCCGAUAGCUCCGUCUCUGUGCGCUGCCAAAGGAAGAAAGCCCACACCGCUAAGAGGGGCCUGCUGGAGGUGUUUCAGCUGGACUUCGUGCCCAGAGACGUGUGGGAGAGGCCGGACAGCCAGAUGAUCUCUUGGCACCUGGAGCUGCCCGGGAACCAGAGGGACGUGGGGCUGAUGAGGAUCUACACCACCAACCGGGACUUUGUGGGCCUGGCCCCCAUGGUCGAGAGGCGUGAUGUGCUGAACACGGCGGUGCUCACGGGCGCGGCGGUGGCCGUUCCCGUGAGGGUCAUGGCGGUGGAGGCCGACGGCUCCGUCAGCGACAUCACCAACGCCACCACCUGCAGGUCCACGGAGGACGACGUGCUCAAGGUGUCUGAGCGCUGUGACUACGUGUACGUGAACGGCAAGGAGACGAGGGGGCGGAGCAGAGUGGCGGUGAACUUCACCUACAGCUUCCUGAGCGCCCAGCUGGAGAUGAGCGUGUGGAUGCCCCGCCUCCCGCUCCUCAUCGACCUAUCAGACCCCGAGCUCAGCCAGAUCAAAGGCUGGAGGGUCCCCGUCACCACCGGCAACCGCAGGUCGACAGUGGACAGUGAGGAGGAGGAGGACAUGAGGAAGGGCCGGGGCUGCAUGCUGCAUUACCAACACUCUGUAGUGAGGGUGCUGACGCCCUUCACUGCCCAGUCGUCUGCCUCCCCGGCCGUCCCGGACCCUGCGUCUGGAGAGACCCCCCUGGAGUACUUCCUACCACCGGACUGGCAGGUGGAUGUGAGCAGCCUGGUGCGGCCCUCUCUGAAGGUGCUGGACCCUGACGUAGCUCGUCUGCAGGGUGGAGUCCUGCUGCAGGGACGAGCCGUGGGCACCACCACUCUGCAGGUGCUGUCGCCUCUGUCCUCGUCGGUGCUGGCUGAGAGGAGCAUCAGGGUGGUGGAUGAUAAAGUCAGUGUGACAGAGCUGGGGGUGCAGCUGGUGUCUGGGCUCUCUCUCUCCCUCCAGCUCAGCCCUGGGAGCAACCGGGCCAUCGUCGCCACGGCCACCACACAGGAAGUCAUCACAGAGCUCAAACAGGAGGCGGUGGUCAGCUGCUGGGUGCGCUUCAGCGACGGCUCGGUGAGCCCGCUGGCGCUGUUCGACCGCGGCCUCUACUCCCUGGCCGUGACCACGCCCGGCGAGGCGGCCGUCUCCGUGCGCCGGGCCCCCGACGCCACCUUCGUGGCGGUGCAGGGCCCCCCCGCCACGGGCCCCGGGGCCCUGGUGCGGGUGGAGCUGCGGAUCUGCGAGGAGUGCCAGAAGUCCAAGAGGAAGAGCAAGCUGGCGGUGGGCACCGGGGCGCUGAGGACGGACCUGCGGGGGGCCGGCCGCGGCGACGACCGCUUCGGGGAGGGGCCGGACGAGGAGGAGGAGGAGGAGGAGGAGGAGGAGGAGGAGCCUGAGGUGUGGUCGACGUCGCGGGACACGCCCAAGGACCGGGACGGGCGUAGAUGGCCGAUGCCGAGCCAGGCCUCCACCACCACCACCACCCCCCCCGACACGGAGACGCUUCGACCCCAGGAGGUUUGGGUCGGCACGCCGCCCGCCAGGUUCCCUACGGUUGUUCCUGAUGAGACCACCUCCACCGCACCCGACCCCACCACCACCACCACCCCCCGCCCCGACCCCACCACGGGCCGACCGGCCUCGACACCCCCCCGCAGCACCGCCGCACGGCCCGGGCUGGAGGCCCCCAUGGGCGUGGUGGGGGCGGGGGACGGACAGAGGAGGAGCUACGGCAACAUGCUGGACAACCCCGUCGCCCCGCCCAAGAAAGACGGGCCGAACGCUGACGCCGAGCCCGAGAAGGAGACCCCCAAGUCCAAGUCCCCCCCCAAGGUGUUCGAGAACGACAUCAUCCGGACGUUCAAGGCCAUGUCGGACAUGGAGAUCGGGAUGUUUGCCCUGGUGGGGGUCUCGUGCGUCGCCAUACUGGCCUUCCUGGUGAACUGCGCCUCGUACAACCUGUGCUUCCGCGGCCACAAGACGCCCAUCCAGGCCGCCCCGGUGCCCACCGGAGACCCCAAGGACCACAAGCACGACUGGGUGUGGCUGGGGACCACCACCAUGGGAGGCGAGGUCCCGGGCCCGCCGCCCAAAGUGUGCACGCUCCAACGAGAGGCCCACCACCGGCCUUCGCUGGACUCCCGCCACUCCAUGGACGCCCAGACGGGCGCCCUGACCUCCGCCUUCCCCCAGAGGACGGCCACCCUGGGCCGCGGCCGCUCCAGCUCCCAGCAGCAGAUCCAGUGCCAGCCGCCGUCGGAGCCCGCGGCGCAGCGCUCCGCCACCCUGCUGGCCCGGCCCCAGCGCGACGAGCCCCUGCACUCGCCCACCAGCAAGAGGAACCAGGUGCAGUUCACCACCUUCACCACGCUGGACAUCAAACACCUGGCGGCACUGAGGAAGAACGGCGUGGACUUCAACUGGGCGCAGCAGCAGCAUCAGCAGCAGCUGCUGCUGGCCCAGCACGUCCCCGUCGAGCCCCACCACCACUCGCUGCUACCGGAUCUCCCCUGGCCCGUGGUGACCCCCAUGGGGCAGCCGGAGUAGGGCCCGUGUGUGUGUGUGUGUGUGUGAGGGGUCACCGGGGAUGGGAUCGUGUGAGAAGGCGCGUGGGCUGAACUCAUGUGAAGAGACGCUUUACCGCUGUGCGUCUCCACGGCGAUGAUCGGAUAUAAGUGUGUUUAUGAAUAAAUAUAUGAAUAAUGACUAGAGAUGUUUUUUAGGGGAGGAAAGCUUGGUUCAGAGUUUAUUUAUGUGCGAAAUGAAAGGGAGAUGAUUGUAAAUAGGCUAUUAUUUUGGGCUGUAUACAAAUAGAUUCAUAAUAGAUCAUACAAAACCAAAUAUAAAACUGUAUACGAUAUCCACGACUAGAACUCCACUAUUGCCAUUCAGAUGCUGUAAAUACAUUUAUUUAUAUACGUAGCGACCCUGCUACGGCUCAUACUCUAGUUCUAGCUUUCCUUUAUGCUAAUAAAAUCAACAGAACGGCUUUAAAUAUGAAUGAGUAUUUAUUUAUCCCAGCUAAAUUAUUGAAAGAACAAUGGCAUGCUGCACUCCGUCAAACAAAACACCUUUCACAGAACAAAUAAAAUAAAAUAAUAAUGUCCAUUGUACCCCUGGGGGCGGAGAAGAUAUUGGAGCUCAACUCAGAGCGAUGAAUGUUCUGGAACAGGCCAUGUGUGUGUAUGAGUGGCUGUGUCUCACUCUAGAACCGGCCAUGUGUGUGUGUGUGUGUGUGUGUGUGUGUGUGUGUGUGUGUGUGUGUGUGUG